This is a messenger RNA of Aspergillus melleus, 279 nucleotides long. Its product is annotated as dolichol-phosphate mannosyltransferase subunit 3. The record is from RefSeq and is a predicted model, not a curated record. Gene Ontology annotation, cellular component: endoplasmic reticulum membrane; dolichol-phosphate-mannose synthase complex. NCBI's taxonomy places the organism in Eukaryota, Fungi, Ascomycota, Eurotiomycetes, Eurotiales, Aspergillaceae. Gene Ontology annotation, biological process: GPI anchor biosynthetic process. The transcript has 3 exons. Bases 1 to 279 code for a protein of 92 amino acids.
AUGACGCGCGCCCAGCAGACCCUCUCGGUGCUCCUGCUCGUCUCUUCCCUCUACAUGGUCUUAUACGUGGGCCUCGUCCCCUUGAACGAAACAGUCCAGAAAGAAGUCAUCCCUGUGCUUCCAUUCUACGCACUGAUAUCUUUCGGAUGCUAUUUGCUGGGUCGGUUGGGACUAGCCAUCCUGACCUUCAAUGACGUCCCGGAGGCCCACAAGGAGCUGCAAAAGGAGAUUGAGCAAGCCAAAGCCGAAUUGCGCACACAAAAUGUCGACGUCGAUUAG